Molecule: messenger RNA, 1191 nt
Organism: Aspergillus lentulus
Lineage: Eukaryota; Fungi; Ascomycota; Eurotiomycetes; Eurotiales; Aspergillaceae
Gene: tpcE
Product: Zn(II)2Cys6 domain-containing transcription factor tpcE
Biological process (GO): aflatoxin biosynthetic process; regulation of DNA-templated transcription
Cellular component (GO): nucleus
Molecular function (GO): DNA binding; zinc ion binding; DNA-binding transcription factor activity, RNA polymerase II-specific
Source: RefSeq, a predicted model, not a curated record
AUGCGGUCCCCAGCGUCUUCCCGUCGGGCAAGUGCUCUCCACAAACUGUGUGACAGCUGCCAUGCCUGUGGACUGUCCAAGGUCAGAUGCUCCAAGGAGAAACCGACCUGCUCCCGAUGCCGCCGACGGGGGACUGCCUGUGAGUAUGUUGUGACCAAACGUCCCGGCCGCAAACCAGACAGUCGAUCUGGGGGAGAGCCAAAGUCCGUACACUUGUCUCACACCUUACCCUCGCCUGAGUCCUCGACUGAGAUCUCUCAUGGCAAUUUUCCGGAUCCGGACGCCUUUGAUCCACUCUUCGCCUUGCCGGAGCCGUUCGACAGCACACCCGAACUGCAUUCAGGUCCCUUGUCCACGGUUGACUCGAGCUUAUCCUCUGCACUGACCACCUGGUGCCCCGAUUUUGAUGACUUUUUCUCCUUCCCUGUCUCCACCGAGGACCCAUUUUCUGGAGACUGUGGUGCUGUCUAUGACGGGGCGAGCAAACAUCCGCCGAACCUCCGUCGCCGCAGCGAGAGCUCUCCCACUGUCCCAAACGACACGAUCUAUCUGUUUGGCAAGCCAGUGGAUCCCUCUCCUUCAGACCAAUCACUGCCUCCGACAACUACAAUCGGCAGGAGAGCCUCUCCCACUUCGGGUAAAGAAUCACAGGCAGACUUCCGUCGCUCAUCCUGCCGGUGCUUACUCCGUGCCCUUGACCUACUCAAGCAAUUCGAGGUCAUUCGCAGAGAGACGGAUAUCGAAACCAUUUUACCCUCGAUCGACGGCGUAGUUGAAGUAAACAAGCAGACAACGGAUGCUAUUACCGGGAUUUUACAAUGUCCAUGCUCGCAAAAAGACGGCUACCUCCUCGUCCUCCUGGCCUUGAUUGUCUGCAAGAUCUUGGACCGGUACGCCGCUGCCGCGAUACCAGAAAAAAAGCAGAACCGCGAUCCCAGCUGCAGGCUCGAUGAAAGCCCGGUGGCGGGGCAGCGGGUGCUUGGCGAGCUGCACUGUAUCCAACGGGUGGUGAACCAGCUUGGACCGAGACUCAAAUCAUAUGGAGCACAGGGUGCUUCUCUGGGACAUCUGUAUCACGGGACGGACGCCCCCUUGUCGGUCGGUGUAGGGGAUCAGUUGGAGCCGGAGUUGCAUAAGCGGUUGAGUAAAUUAUCGUCUGAAAUUAUCAGUCACCUACGUGAAGCUCAAUAG